Indicator indicator is the source of this 2898-nucleotide messenger RNA. RefSeq names its product ADAMTS like 2 (gene ADAMTSL2). The coding region runs from base 1 to 2898 and encodes 965 amino acids. Gene Ontology annotation, cellular component: extracellular matrix. The transcript has 18 exons. Lineage: Eukaryota; Metazoa; Chordata; Aves; Piciformes; Indicatoridae. The record is from RefSeq and is a predicted model, not a curated record. Gene Ontology annotation, biological process: extracellular matrix organization.
AUGAAGACAUUUAAGUGGAGGUGGAGCAGCAUCUCCAUCAGGGCACGGUCCCAGCUGAAAGGCACUUUGGCCCUUCUCCUCGUGGGCAAUGUUGCCUUUGUGAUAGCUCAGGACCUGACACAGACCUCCAACAGCCUGGAGGAAGGGGCAGAUGUCACUGCAUACUGGUGGGGAGAGUGGACCAAGUGGACAGCGUGUACCAGAACCUGUGGAGGAGGAGUCAAGUCCCAGGAGAGGCACUGCCUGCGGCAGAGAAGAAAGUCAGUGAGUGGGCUGGCUAAUAAAACUUGCACUGGAACAUCCAAAAGAUACCAGCUCUGCAAAGUACAAGAGUGCCCUGCGAACGGAAGGAGCUUUCGAGAGGAGCAGUGUUCAUCCUUCAACUCCCAUGUGUACAACGGCAGAACCUAUCAAUGGAAACCUUUAUACCCUGAUGACUAUGUUCACAUUUCUAGCAAGCCCUGUGACCUCCAUUGCACCACGGUGGAUGGUCAGAGACAGUUAAUGGUUCAGGCUCGGGAUGGAACAUCCUGCAAAUACACUGAUUUCCGAGGGGUUUGCGUGUCUGGAAAAUGUGAGCCCAUCGGCUGUGAUGGAAUUCUCUUCUCCACCCACACCUUGGAUAAGUGUGGAGUUUGCCAAGGAGAUGGCAGCAGCUGCACUCACGUCACCGGCAGCUACCGGAAAGGGAAUUCCCAGCUUGGCUAUUCCCUGGUCACUCACAUUCCUGCUGGAGCAAGGGACAUCCAGAUCGUGGAACGCAAGAAGUCUGCAGAUGUCCUGGCUGUGGCUGAUGAAGCUGGCUACUACUUCUUCAAUGGGAACUACAAAGUUGACAGCCCCAAGAACUUCAACAUUGCAGGCACGGUGUUCAAGUACCGCCGGCCCAUGGAUGUCUAUGAGACAGGCAUAGAGUACAUUGUGGCCCAAGGACCAACCAACCAAGGCUUGAACAUCAUGGUCUGGAAUCAGAACGGCAAGAACCCCUCCAUCACCUUUGAGUACACCCUCCUGAGGAAGCCCCACUCCAAAAACCUGCAGCCCAUCUACUACACCUUCUCUGAGUCAGAGAGUGAAGAAAGCAGAGAGUUUGAUGGAGAUGUGCCUUUGGGUUUCAUCCAGCACAACGCAACCUAUUUUGGGAAACUCUCCAGGGAAAGGAUGGACUUGGAGAACCAGGUGUUUGGAAGGCAGGACACCGAGGAAGAGUUAAACUUGAGCAAAGGUCAGGAAACCAAUGAGGUCUAUGAAAGAGCAGAAACAAUUGACUGUGAGCCAAAACUGAAGGGCAAACCACCCCAAGAUUCAAACGUAACCAGGUCUACUUACCAGACAGACCAUGACCAGAGAGACCUCGACCCCAGGCUGACUUCCAGGGAGUUCCUCCUGGAGAACGCCAUCACGGCCAAGCUGCUGGAGAAGACCUCAGACUCCAAGGAGCUGGUGCUCAACAUGACCAUGAACAGCAUUUUCGCCCAGGGAGACCCAAUCAACUCUGUGGGGCCACACAUUGACAGCCUCUAUGUUGACUAUGAGGACACUGAUGGCUUGGUGACCUACACCAUCAACAGCACUUACAUGGAGCUGAGCAACAGCAAAGCCACCAACAGCUCUGCAGAGACGCCCUUUCCAAAUGCCACUGUCACCAUCACCAGCCCUCAAGGGAACAGAACCCACAAAGCAAGAAACAGAUUGAAGUUGUUGAGAAAGGGCCAAGGUGUGAGUGCUGCUGACAUGUACAGGUGGAAGCUUUCCUCCCAUGAACCCUGCAGCUCUACAUGCACCACAGGAGUGAUGUCCACAUAUGCGAUGUGUGUUCGCUAUGAUGGGAUCGAAGUGGACGAUACCUACUGUGAUGCCAUGACCCGGCCCGAGCCCAUCCAUGAGUUCUGUGCUGGGAGAGAGUGCCAGCCAAGGUGGGAGACCAGCAGCUGGAGUGAGUGCUCACGGACGUGUGGGGAGGGCUACCAGUUCCGCAUCGUGCGCUGCUGGAAGAUGAUCUCCCCAGGCUUCGACAGCUCCGUCUACAGCGACCUCUGCGAGUCCGCAGACAUCACCCGGCCGGACGAGCGCAAGGUCUGCAAGAACCCAGCCUGUGGGCCCCAGUGGGAGAUGUCAGAGUGGUCAGAGUGCUCGGCGCGGUGCGGGGAGCGGAGCGUGGUGACGAGGGACAUCCGCUGCUCGGAGGAGGAGAAACUGUGCGACGCCAGCGCCCGGCCCCUGGCCGAGAAGAACUGCACCGGGCCCCCCUGCGACCGCCAGUGGACAGUCUCCGACUGGGGACCGUGCAGCGGGGGCUGCGGGCAGGGCAGGAUGAUUCGCCACGUCUACUGCAAGACCAGCGACGGGCGCGUGGUGCCCGAGUCCCAGUGCCACCUGGAGAGCAAGCCCCUGGCCAUCCACCCCUGCGGGGACAAGAACUGCCCCUCCCACUGGCUGGCACAGGACUGGGAGCGGUGCAACACGACGUGCGGCCGGGGCGUCAAGAAGAGGAUUGUGCUCUGCCUGGAGAUCGUCAACGGCAAGGUCAAGACCCGCGGCCCUGCCGACUGUGACGUGGCCAAGAAGCCUGUGGAGGAGACAACCUGUUUUGAGAGGCCCUGCUUCAAGUGGUACACCACCCCCUGGUCCGAGUGCACAAAAACCUGUGGCAUCGGCGUGAGGAUGCGGGAUGUGAAGUGCUACCAAGGCAAGGACAUCGUGCGGGGCUGUGACCCCCUGGUGAAGCCGGUGGGCAAGCAGACCUGUGACCUUCAGCCCUGCCCCACCGAGCCCCCAGAUGACAGCUGCCAAGACCAGGCAGGAACCAACUGUGCCUUGGCCAUCAAAGUCAACCUGUGCAGCCACUGGUACUACAGCAAAGCCUGCUGCCGCUCCUGCCGUGCGCCCCACUCCUAG